GAGAGAGAGUGAGUGAGAGAGAGAGAGAGAGAGAGUGAGAGAGUUUUGCCUCCCCUUUCCCUUUUUUUCCCUCCUCUCCCCCCAGCCGCCGAAUCAUGUCGAUGAGCCCAAAGCAUACGACUCCUUUCUCAGUGUCUGACAUCUUGAGCCCCUUGGAGGAAAGCUACAAGAAAGUGGCCAUGGAGGGGAGUAACUUGGGGGCUCCUCUGGCAGCUUACAGGCAGUCGCAGGUGGCGCAGCCGGCCAUGCAGCAGCACCCCAUGGGCCACAACGGGACGGUCACCGCUGCCUACCACAUGACAGCCGCCGGGGUCCCUCAGCUCUCGCACACCGCCAUGGGGGGCUACUGCAAUGGCAACAUGGGAGACCUUCCACCUUACCAGGACACCAUGAGGAACAGCGCUUCCGCCACCGGCUGGUACGGGGCGAACCCGGACCCCCGCUUCUCCACAAUCUCCCGCUUCAUGGGCCCGUCGUCGGGGAUGAACAUGGGCGGCAUGGGCAGCCUGAGCUCGCUGGGCGACGUGAGCAAGAGCAUGGCCCCACUGCAGAGCACGCCCCGUCGGAAGCGCCGCGUGCUCUUCUCGCAGGCGCAGGUGUACGAGCUGGAGAGGCGCUUCAAGCAGCAGAAGUACCUGUCGGCGCCCGAGCGGGAGCACCUGGCCAGCAUGAUCCAUCUGACGCCCACGCAAGUCAAGAUCUGGUUCCAGAACCAUCGCUACAAGAUGAAGCGGCAGGCCAAGGACAAGGCGGCGCAGCAGCAGAUGCAGCAGGACGGCGCCUCUUGCCAGCAGCAGCAGCAGCAGCAGCAGCACUCGCCCCGACGGGUGGCAGUCCCGGUCCUGGUCAAGGACGGCAAGCCCUGUCAGGCGGGCUCCAACACGCCCACGGCAGCGGCGGCGCUCCAGGGCCACCACCAGCAGCAGGCUGCUGCCACCGCCAUCACCGUGGCCUCCAACGGCGCCAGCCUGGGACAGCACCAGAGCCACCAAGCCAGUAGCGCCGGCCAGUCGCCAGACUUGGGCCAGCACGCGGGAAGCAGCCCCUCGUCCCUCCAGAGCCAGGUGUCGGCUCUGUCCCACCUGAACUCGUCCAGCUCGGACUAUGGGACGGCCAUGUCUUGCUCCACCUUGCUAUAUGGGAGGACCUGGUGAAAGGGGACGCCCCGACGGGGCCCACCACCUCUUCCUUGUCCUACGGGCUGACCCCUUCCUUUUCUUUUUCACACGCACACACACGCACGCACACAGAAACACACACAAAUACACGCACCCUCCUCCUCCUUUGACUUCUUCCCUUCUUCUCCUUUUUUCUUCUUUUUUUUGUUUGUUGUUUUUAAAAAGAAAAUAUCAGAACUGUGGGAUGGGGUGUUGUGUCCUUGGGACAGACGAGAGGACCAGAAGCAGACUUCUUAAGUUGUGAAAUGGCUGCCGUGUUGCUGAAGGCCCGGAACGUUGCCUGGAGGAGUUUGGUGGCCCCUGAGACCCACGAUGGACCGUGUGCCCGCGGCAUGAGGUGGAUCUCCAGUGGACGCUUGUAUGUACAGAUAACAAAAAAACAAGAAACCCUCGGGGCGAAGGGUGGGUGUUUUCUCCCCUCCCUCACCGCCCAAAAAACUUUAGCGUCUCCCCCUCCCCCACAAACACACACUCUUCAAAAACAAAUACACAGACGGAGAACCUUCGCUGGCCUUCAGCCCAGAUGGUGGAUGGAAACGCGGGUGCUAUCACGGCUUAGUUCCCCCUUCCCUCUUAUGUUCGAUGUUAUACCUGUAGCUGUAUAAUGCUGUCAAAAACGUUGGACUAAACCCAUAGUUUUUAGUAUCCUGACUAUUUUGUUGAUUAAAAGGAAUAUAUCAAGCAACGAUCUACCAAACAAAUCAAAACUUUUUAAAAAAUAAAAUAAAAUAGGAAAACCCACCUUUUUUUUUAAACAAAAAAAAUGGAUGUCCACAGAUGGGUGAAAUUAUUUGGCGCACGUUUAUCUUUCUUUUUUCCUCUCCGCCCCUUGUAACUUAUGUAGAUAUAUUUGGCUUUAAAUAUACUUCCUGAGGAGCUUCUAAUAAAUUAUAAAGAUCACUUAUCUUUCUUAUUGCCCUUUGCUAUUUCCCCAACCUUCCUAUCACCUCCAAAAAGAAAAAAGAAAAAAUGCAAUUCGGGAGCCGAAUUUGCGCAAGGAAGCUUCCUUCCCAAGGCCCGUUGAAUUCAACGGGGAAAGCGGCCCAGGAAGGACGAUCGGGUCCACGUUUCGGGAAAACUGAUCAGCACAUACAGAUAUAGGAUCGAUUCGUAUGUUAUAUUCCCGAUUAACUAGAGAAUACGACGGCAGGGAGUCCUGCCCAAGAUAAGUAGCAAGGCUUGGAGACAAGGGAAUCCAAGUGGCGUCAUUCGCAGAGGAAAGACAAUAUUUGCAGACCCACUAAUCGAAAUCCCGAAAGGGUGCUUUUAAGAUGUUGUUAAUGCAGGGAAAGGAAGCUAACGAGGAGCGUACUAACAGGGUUGGGGGUGGUGGUGGAUAUCAAGUCUUUGUAAAGAGCGUCCAGAUUUAUUAGCUUGUAAAAACACCAUUUCUACAAAGG
This is a messenger RNA of Zootoca vivipara (common lizard), 2578 nucleotides long. RefSeq names its product NK2 homeobox 1 (gene NKX2-1). Gene Ontology annotation, molecular function: RNA polymerase II cis-regulatory region sequence-specific DNA binding; DNA-binding transcription factor activity, RNA polymerase II-specific. The record is from RefSeq and is a predicted model, not a curated record. NCBI's taxonomy places the organism in Eukaryota, Metazoa, Chordata, Lepidosauria, Squamata, Lacertidae. Gene Ontology annotation, cellular component: nucleus. Gene Ontology annotation, biological process: cell differentiation; regulation of transcription by RNA polymerase II.